Messenger RNA from Macroventuria anomochaeta, 591 nucleotides. RefSeq names its product glycosyltransferase family 1 protein. Lineage: Eukaryota; Fungi; Ascomycota; Dothideomycetes; Pleosporales; Didymellaceae. Gene Ontology annotation, biological process: dolichol-linked oligosaccharide biosynthetic process. Gene Ontology annotation, cellular component: UDP-N-acetylglucosamine transferase complex; extrinsic component of endoplasmic reticulum membrane. Gene Ontology annotation, molecular function: hexosyltransferase activity. The coding region runs from base 1 to 591 and encodes 196 amino acids. The transcript is spliced from 2 exons. The record is from RefSeq and is a predicted model, not a curated record.
AUGGCCACGGCCUGGGAAUGGACGCCCGAGUCGAAGCUGUGCUUCGUCACUACCGGCGCAACAGCACCAUUCACGGCACUCAUUGAAUCCGUCCUGAGUCCUUCAUCACUGGAAGCAUUGCUGGAGAGCGGAUUCACGCAUCUCCUGGUGCAGCACGGAUCAGCCAAGGAUGUCUUUACCAAAGCCUCCAGCAUCGCUCGAGCUCACGUGCAGGGUCAAAUCGUCAUCGACGGCAUCGACUUCAAUCCAGAUGGCCUACAGGCACAACUCAGACUAGUGCAACAGGCCAAAGGCCUCGUAAUAUCACAUGCUGGAUCUGGAUCCAUCCUCGAGGCUCUCCGCUAUCAGGUCCCUUUGAUUGUUGUGCCCAACACAAGUCUCUUGGACAAUCACCAGGAAGAGCUCGCUGUUGCUAUGGAGCGCUCAGGCUACUUGUUGAGAGGGCAUGUUGAAGAUCUCAGUCUAGCUAUUCGGAAGUCUGAAGAGUUCCGUACUAGGAUGUCACAGUUUCCGCCCGUUACCAGUGGACAGCAUCGGGAAACGAAAAGCUUCGCUGCUAUCAUGGACGAGACCGUGGGCUUCAUGGACUGA